AUGGGUGUCUCCAACUUCCUAUCCAAGAUCCACAAGCCCAAGGUGGAACAGCAGGAACACUUCUCUCAGGCUUCCACCCCCGCUCGCGCCGACUCGAAUCUGGAGAAGGAUAAUGGCAUCGUCGAUGAUAGUCCCGUCAAGUAUCUGACAUGGCGGUCCUUCGUCCUGGGUAUCGUUGUCUCUAUGGGCGGUUUCGUCUUCGGUUACGCAACCGGUCAAAUCGCUGGCUUCACCACUAUGGAUGACUUCAAGAGACGUUUCGCCGAGUUGCAGUCAGAUGGCUCUUACAAGUUCAGCAAUGUCCGUAACGGUCUGAUUGUCGGUCUGUUGUCCAUCGGUACUAUGAUCGGGGCUCUGGUCGCCGCUCCCAUUGCGGACCGCCUGGGCCGCAAGCUCUCUAUCUCCUUCUGGUCCCUCAUUCACAUCGUCGGUAUCAUCGUCCAGAUGGCCACCACCGACAAGUGGUACCAGGUUGCCCUCGGCCGUUGGGUGGCUGGUCUGGGUGUCGGUGCCCUGUCGAGCAUCGUCCCCAUGUACCAGAGUGAGUCCGCUCCUCGCCAGGUCCGUGGUGCCAUGGUCAGUGCCUUCCAGCUGUUCGUCGCCUUCGGUAUCUUCAUCUCCUACCUGAUCAACUUCGGCACCGAAACCAUCAAUUCCACUGCCUCUUGGCGUAUCACCAUGGGUAUCGGCUUCGCCUGGCCCCUGAUUCUCGGUAUCGGUACUCUGUUCCUGCCCGAAUCGCCCCGUUUCGCCUACCGCUGCGGACGUGUCGACGAGGCCCGCAACACCAUGUGCAAGCUUUAUGGCGUGGGUCCCAACCACCGGGUUGUCAUGCAGGAAAUGAAAGACAUGAAGGACAAGCUCGACGAGGAGAAGGCUGCGGGUGUCGCCGCCUGGCACGAGAUCUUCACCGGCCCCCGCAUGUUCUACAGAACCGUCUUGGGGAUUGCUCUGCAGUCCCUGCAGCAGCUGACCGGUGCCAACUUCAUCUUCUACUAUGGUAACUCCAUCUUUACCUCGACUGGUUUGGACAACAGCUACGUCACCCAGAUCAUUCUCGGUGCUGUCAACUUUGGCAUGACCUUGCCCGGUCUGUACGUCGUGGAGCACUUUGGCCGUCGUAAGAGUCUGAUGGUCGGUGCCGGCUGGAUGUUCAUCUGCUUCAUGAUCUGGGCCUCCAUCGGUCACUUCGCCUUGGACCUGGCCCGUCCCGCCAACACUCCUCAGGCCGGCGCGGCCAUGAUUGUCUUCACCUGCUUCUUCAUUGUCGGCUUUGCCACGACCUGGGGUCCCAUCGUCUGGGCUAUCUGCGGUGAGCUGUACCCUGCUCGCUACCGUGCCAUCUGCAUUGGAAUUGCCACCGCCUCCAACUGGACCUGGAACUUCCUCAUCUCCUUCUUCACCCCCUUCAUCUCCAGCUCGAUCGACUUUGCCUACGGCUACGUCUUCGCCGCCUGCUGCUUCGCCGCGGUGCUGGUGGUCUUCUUCUUCGUCAACGAGACCCAGGGUCGCACUCUCGAGGAGGUUGACACCAUGUACGUCCUGCACGUCAAGCCCUGGCAGAGCAGCGGCUGGGUUCCUCCCGAAAACAUCAUCCGGGAUAUCCGUGGCGCCUCUGUCCAUGAGGAGGAUGGUCCCAAGCAGAAGGGCCAGACCGAGCACACCGAGCCCACCACGAUUCAGGAGUAA
This is a messenger RNA of Aspergillus clavatus NRRL 1, 1689 nucleotides long. RefSeq names its product sugar porter family MFS transporter. Lineage: Eukaryota; Fungi; Ascomycota; Eurotiomycetes; Eurotiales; Aspergillaceae. The record is from RefSeq and is a predicted model, not a curated record. The coding region runs from base 1 to 1689 and encodes 562 amino acids. Gene Ontology annotation, cellular component: plasma membrane. Gene Ontology annotation, biological process: transmembrane transport; carbohydrate transport. The transcript has 2 exons. Gene Ontology annotation, molecular function: carbohydrate:proton symporter activity.